Molecule: messenger RNA, 729 nt
Organism: Medioppia subpectinata
Lineage: Eukaryota; Metazoa; Arthropoda; Arachnida; Sarcoptiformes; Oppiidae
Source: the annotation of a GenBank genome assembly
AACUCUCGCGACUCUGGCAACUCUCGCGACUCUGGCAACUCUCGCGACUCUGGUAACUCUCGCGACUCUGGCGACUCUGGCAAGUCAUCAGGGGCAAACCCGACCAACGCCGACCCGUGGCACGUUUCUGUGUGGGUAGAGAAGAAUGGCAAGAGCGCCCAUAAGUGCAGCGGUGUUCUGGUCGGCCAGAGAACGGUGUUGACCGCCGCCAACUGUACACGUGGAACGAAAUUCAGAGAUGUAUUCGUAAGGUAUGGCGGCCGACAAUAUAACGAUUUGGCGCAUGAGGUAGAUGUGGUGCGUAUCGAUGAACUUGAUAUACAAGGAAAGGGGUGGGGCAUUGCGGUGCUUAAAUUGAAACGUGAUAUCCCAACUGAAAAGGGCUAUAUAGAGCCUAUUUCGCUGGCGGAUGUGACUCCCAGUGAGGGCACGAAUGGUCACUUUACCGGUUGGGUACCGGAUACUAAUCCCAAAUUUGUAUUGAAACAUAACCGGGGGACUAUUGUGGACAAAUCCCAGUGCCGCACCAUUAUCCCACCCAAUAUGAUAUGCACUAAAUGGACUUACGGCGAAAAUUGUGUAGAUGAAGCUGGUGGACCAUUGGUUAUGAAUGGUAAAUUGGCCGGUAUUGUGACCCUUCAACCUGGCGAUUGCAUACAUAAAGCAAAUCAAGCCCACAUCGAGAUCACAUAUUAUCGCCCCUAUUUACCUAAAGAUGACGAUUUGUAA